UUGCGGCUAGCGAACCACGAGGGCCGCCCGUCGCCGCAGCACCAGGGCGAGGUGACCGACGCCCUUCGCCUUCAGGAAAUGCGAAUGGAACACGCUCUUCGCCUCCACGGCGACCCGCGAGCACUGCCCACCUCCCUCCCCGGCCCCCUGGGGUUCCCCCUGGCCCCGCCUCAGCACCAACCGCAGCAGCAGAGCGCCUGAACACAACUCCCGCCCCCCGCCUGGGAGCAAGCCCUUCUGCCCCCCGCCUGGGAGCACCGCCCCCCGCCACUCGCCUGUACUAGUCCUCUGGUGAACGUGUCAUGACUGUACGUCUGUCUGUCACAUCGCCUUGGUUCCACCUUUGUUCUGUUGUGUUGUCGUAUUUUUAGCUGUGAUAAAACGAGAUAGUUCCUGGCAGGAACUAUGUAUUAAUUUAAUAAUCACUUCUCUGUGUUAGUUCCUUGAGUUGUUGUUGUUAAUCAAGGGUGCUGAGCGUGGAGGUCUCGGCAAGGCCUGGGGGUCCACGCACGCCUGGGGGCCCUCUGGUCGCUCCCCGCCAGAACACCGCCACCGUGGCCGACACGUCCCAGGCGCUCCGAUGGUCGCCCUCCCGACAGUUCCUCAACAGUUACUUUAAGUGCAAUUUUAGGGACCAGCGGUCUGUGACACUCAAUACCUACGGAGAAGAGGAGUCGUCCUCGCUUGCGCCCGCGUGGCCCCGCCAUGCAUGCUGCAAGAGCAGGCGCUCCAGGGGCGCGGGAGCCGCGAGGGCAGCGUCCCUCCAGGCUCUGCCCCCACAGGUGACCCAGUGAGGCAGGCGCUGCUGUAUACCAUAAGUUCAUAUUGCUUCCAUGGCUUGACAUGAUUGCAGUCAUUGUGUACCUGUAAUAAAAAAGAAAUCUAUCUUUGUACAUUAUAAUGCAUAAUACGCACCAGUGUUGGUGGUGUACAUUAAGCUUUGCACAGCCGAGUGUAGAAAAUGUUCAAGGUCCUAAAACAAGCAUACAAUCAAACAACACCUUCUGAUAGUGAUAAUCUCUCGAGUUGUGCGUGAGGAGUGGCCACCUCCCUCGGUGAUCCCAUCGUCUGCAGCACGGCGCCCCGGGGCACCUCCAGGGGACUACCUAGAGAGCCACCCCUCUCACCCACGGCUGGAGGGUCCCCGUCAGGAGGGACGCAGGUUCCCACGUGGAGAGUUGUCUACAAGGCCUCGGGCGUGUCCACCCGCUGCCUGUAGUGGCGCCACACCACAUCCUGCGGCGGGAGGAAGAGGAUGAUUCAAGCUCUGAAAAAGUUAGCUGCUGACGACGAGGCAGCCAGAAUGACGUCCACUCUCCCUCCAUCAUCAAAAAGACGCCGCCUACUCCGUUUGAUCCUCCUUCACCUUCGCUCACACCACGCAGGCACGUUCACUCUCGCUCACACUACGUCAGCUCCUCGACAAAGUGUCACAGUGGACCACUAUUUUGUUCCAGAUUUUCUAUAAUGUUGAUUGCUCAGUUACCGACAACCAUAUAGAAAGAUGGCUGGAGUAUUCGAGCUGAGUACUGUGCCGUGCUGCCAGAGAAGGACUUGGAAAAAAUGAAAACAAAGGUUUAAUCCUUGUUGAACAUGUAUAAUUACUUUAGUUCAUGUGGACUGAACAUAACGCAUGUGUAAUUAUCAAAUCUGUUUAUACAGUUGCACAUUUAAGUGUCUAAUUUUCUGAUUACAAUUCAUCUGCGCAAUAUUGUAAUAAGUGUACAUUUCCAUCAAGUAGCUUUGAAGGCAAAGAGAAUGAUUGUGUGUCAUUGCAACUAUAGUCUUAGGCAACUUUAGCAUAGGGAAGUAGCCAUCAUACUUGACAUGGUCCUCUUUCAACUCUGAUCCAGUGAUUUCAUGUACAGAUUGAAUAGUAAGAUUUUUAUAGCUUCA
This is a messenger RNA of Penaeus monodon (black tiger shrimp), 1896 nucleotides long. RefSeq names its product forkhead box protein P2-like. Gene Ontology annotation, biological process: regulation of transcription by RNA polymerase II. Gene Ontology annotation, cellular component: nucleus. Lineage: Eukaryota; Metazoa; Arthropoda; Malacostraca; Decapoda; Penaeidae. Gene Ontology annotation, molecular function: RNA polymerase II cis-regulatory region sequence-specific DNA binding; DNA-binding transcription factor activity, RNA polymerase II-specific. The record is from RefSeq and is a predicted model, not a curated record.